Molecule: messenger RNA, 3487 nt
Organism: Anopheles moucheti
Lineage: Eukaryota; Metazoa; Arthropoda; Insecta; Diptera; Culicidae
Gene: Fim
Product: plastin-1
Exons: 6
Coding region: 425-2575 (716 amino acids)
Biological process (GO): actin filament bundle assembly; actin filament network formation
Cellular component (GO): cytoplasm; actin filament bundle; actin filament
Molecular function (GO): actin filament binding; calcium ion binding
Source: RefSeq, a predicted model, not a curated record
GAGUCAAAUUCACUAGUGGUAACAGAAAGGUGCACAUUUUAAGCAAAAGAAGUUAGUGCUGGGCGUCUUGGGUAUACUAGCAACAAAGCAACAACACAGCAUCAGCACCCGAGAACGCAUCAGAUUAAUCAUCGGUGGAAGCGUUAGCCAAAAACAGCGUUCAGUCCAAAUUUGUAGUGAAUUCCAUCAAAUGGCACAGUGACAAGUGAUUGAAGUGGAAUAUAACAACAGCCCAAAAGGUAAAUAAAUAAAGUUGUGCACGCAGUAAUACGCCACGAAGAGGAAGGCAAACGCAACAUAACACACGCAGCAUAGAGAUCUUUCGGCGGUGUGGAUACAACCAGCAAGUGGAAGUGAACCCGAAGACGACGUAUCGAUCGUGCCCUUUGCAGUGGAGUGACAGAGUACGAGAUACAACACAAAAAUGGCUACUUUUCGAAAUGCGGCCCAUCAGAAGAGUCUGUCCGUGGAGGAGCGGGCGGAAAUGCGCGAGAAGUUCGAGGAGAUUGACACUAACAAAGAUGGUUUCAUCGAGCUGAAAGAACUGAAGGAUGCGCUUGAUCAGGUCGGCUUCAAACUGCCCGGCUACCAGGUCCGCCUGAUGAUCGACGAGUACACGAACAAGCAACGGUCGCAGCACGCCGGCAAGCUGUCCUACGAUGAGUUCGAGUCGCUGUGCAUGGACCUGAAGGCGAAGGAUGUGGCGAGCACGUUCAAAAAAGUCGUCUCGAAGAAGGAAAACCUCGAGACGCUCGGUGGCAUGUCAGACUCGUCGGCGGCCGGUACAACACAUUCGGUGCGCAUGGAGGAGCAGCUGGCGUUCAGCGAUUGGAUCAACUCGAACCUGAUGCCGGACCCGGACCUAAAGCACCUGCUGCCGCUCGACUCCGAAGGCAAGCAGCUGUACGACAAGAUGAAGGAUGGCAUUUUGCUGUGCAAGAUCGUUAACCACUCCUGUCCGGACACGAUCGAUGAGCGUGCGAUCAACAAGAAGAACCUGACCGUGUACACCAAGUUCGAGAACCUGACGCUGGCGCUAGUGUCCUCGCAAGCGAUUGGAUGCAACAUUGUCAACAUCGAUGCGCACGAUCUCGCGAAAGGCAAACCGCAUCUCGUGCUCGGUUUGCUCUGGCAGAUUAUUCGCAUUGGACUGUUCAGUCACAUCACGCUGGACAGUUGUCCGGGGCUGGCAACACUGCUGUCGGACGGCGAGCGGCUCGAGGAUCUGAUGAAGCUGUCCCCGGAAGCGAUCCUGUUGCGCUGGGUCAACCACCAUCUGGAGCGGGCCGGCAUUGCACGGCGCUGCACCAACUUCCAGAGUGACAUCUCCGACUCGGAGGUGUACUCGUACUUGCUGAAUCAAAUCGCCCCCAAGGAUGCGGGAGUUAACCUAGAAGCGCUCCGGGAACAAAACGCCUUAAACCGUGCCGAAGUGAUGCUGCAACAAGCGGCCAAGCUGAACUGCCGAUCGUUUGUCACUCCGCAAGAUGUCGUGAAUGGUGUGUACAAGCUCAACUUGGCCUUCGUGGCCAACCUGUUCAACAAUCACCCGGGUCUGGAUCAGCCGGAAGAGAUAGAAGGACUAGAAUCGAUCGAAGAAACGCGCGAAGAGAAAACUUACCGCAACUGGAUGAAUUCGAUGGGUGUGAAACCGCACGUCAACUGGCUGUACUCGGAUCUGGCCGAUGGGUUAGUCAUCUUCCAGCUGUUCGACAUCAUUCAACCCGGGAGUGUGCAGUGGAAACGUGUGCACCAGAAAUUCACCCCAUUGCGCAAAUUCAUGGAAAAGCUUGAGAACUGCAACUAUGCAGUUGAGCUGGGCAAGCAGCAAAAGUUUUCGCUCGUCGGCAUUGCCGGACAGGAUCUAAGCGAUGGCAAUGCAACGCUUACGCUUGCACUCAUCUGGCAGUUGAUGCGUGCGUACACGCUCUCGAUUCUAUCCCGACUGGCCAACACCGGCAAUCCCAUCAUUGAGAAGGAGAUCGUCCAGUGGGUUAACUCGAAGCUGCAGAGCGGAGGCAAACGGACGAGCCUGAAAAGCUUCCAGGAUCCGGCGAUUGCCGAUGGUAAGAUCAUCAUCGAUCUGAUCGACACGAUCAAACCGGGCAGCAUCAAUUACGAUAACGUGCGCGAAGGUGGCAAUCCGGAGGAGAAUCUUGAGAAUGCCAAGUAUGCCGUCUCGAUGGCGCGCAAGAUCGGUGCACGCGUGUAUGCCCUCCCGGAAGACAUUACGGAGGUGAAGGCAAAGAUGAUAAUGACCGUGUUCGCCUGCCUGAUGGCGAUGGAUUACGUGCCUAACAUGGACAGUGCGAAAUCUGCCCCACCGGUCGCUUCGGUCGUGCAGGCUACCGCCCCACCGCGACAGGAACCGGCGCAAGCAUUUGAGAAUGAAACGACGGUCAUUACCAACGGUACGAACGGAAAUGGUGCAUUAGGUGAUGAUGAGGACCAUCAUCAGCAUGAUGAGUCACAGGAAGCGGAACCUGCCGCCGAAGUGCUACCACCGUCCGCUGCUAGUGAAACGAUACAGCAAUCGAACACGAACGCUGCUGUUGUUGAUGAAUUUGCCGAUUGAGCAGUCCGAGUGGUGCUAGACGCCCCAUAGCUCGUCUGCAUACGUAGUGUACAGUCUCUGUCAUUCUGAUUCCGGGCUAAAUGUAUCGGAUUUGUAAGAAACGCUAAAGUGACCACAUCAGUCAAUAUAAUGUCCGGGGUUACGUUAAGGAAGGAAAGUGAACCAACAUAAUGCACCGUGUGUGCGUGCGUGUGUAUGUUUGUCGUGUUCGUGAGUGUGUGUGUGUGUGUAUGUGUGUAUGUAUGUAUGGAUCCAACGGCAAGGGUCGUUCGGCAGCCAGUUUGUACGUGUGUGAUGAUUGUAAACUAGAAGCGUUGUAAGCGUUAAUCGAACUGCUAACACUAGCCACCGACACCGUGCGGUGUCGGUAAGGGCAUAGGAAGAUAACAACAAACAAACAAACAUAAUAGCCGCAGGAAUGGAACGGGAUCAAUAGGGGGGUUUCGGAUGUAAUGCAAUAAUAAUAAUAAUAAUAGUAGUAAUUAUAAUUACGUUCAUAACUUUAACAUAAUGUAUGGCUAAGGAAUAGGAAUGACGAAAGCAUCCGACGACCACACGUUGGUCGCAGCACUAGCACACAGAUAGGAACCAGAAGUGCAGGAGGUGGAUGUGUAUUUCAAGUACGGUGUGCGUAACGGCUGCAAGCGUUAGGAAACCGAAAAGAUCGGUUAAUCAUGUGGCCAUGUCCCAACGCCAGUCAGCGCUCUUUGCGGAUGGUGACAAACUACUAUGCGAUCCAACUAAAGUGAACGAACGAACGAUCGAGGGCCCCACUUAUAGAAGACCAAUGUAAAAUGGAGUCUGUAUAAAUUACCAAUUUAUCAAUUAUAAGCAAAGCUCAUUUACAACGUAUCGCCUGCAAAGAGUGGAUGUUUUUUUGUUUUGUUUUUUUUGUAUUUUGGUCGAAAAUUA